Emericellopsis atlantica is the source of this 2383-nucleotide messenger RNA. RefSeq lists its product as uncharacterized. The transcript has a single exon. Bases 420 to 2267 code for a protein of 615 amino acids. Gene Ontology annotation, molecular function: DNA-binding transcription factor activity, RNA polymerase II-specific; zinc ion binding. The record is from RefSeq and is a predicted model, not a curated record. NCBI's taxonomy places the organism in Eukaryota, Fungi, Ascomycota, Sordariomycetes, Hypocreales, Bionectriaceae. Gene Ontology annotation, biological process: regulation of DNA-templated transcription.
UUUCAUCCAGGGCUGCACUGGACAAGACCGUCAACUUAUAGUAUCACCAUGGUACGAUCAGACGAGCCAUUUGGACAGGUCAAAUGGCCAAUGAGCCACGCCGCUGGGUACUCCAGACCUAGAUCUGGGGUUCACACGAGGGCGCGUGGCCUAGAUCGUGGAGAGCAUGAGGGAUUGUGGAGUCUCCAGAGAGCGACACUCCCCGAUGGCCCCCCUUGGCAUGAGUCGCAUCUCGAUAGCGCCCUCCAUCAUUGCGCUAACUUGGAAUACAAUGUGGGGUCGAAAGCGACACUCCGCGAUCUAUAUAUCACUUCCCUAGCUUCCCCAGUCAACCUAGCACCGACAUUCCCCGACCUCACCAUCGACGACACUGUCGAUUGUCGGCCCAGCUCGACUCAAAAGGAAGUAUUCAGUCAAGCAUGGUAGACGAUCAAGAGCCUGGAGGCCGUCCUGGCAAGCGACCUGCAGCGCGAGGCACGGCCUUUUACCCUCGCAAGCGCGCCAACACGGCCUGCCAAGUCUGUCGAGCUCGCAAGACGAAAUGCGACAACAGGAAACCCAGCUGUUCCUACUGUCUGUCUGUCGGGGCUACGUGCAUACAGUCAACGACGGAUCUGUCCAGCUUUGAUCCUGCAAGCCUCAAGAUUCUCGAGCGCUUGGAUGAUCUGGAAAGGCUGGUCAAGGACCAAAAGGAGUCUCAGGAUACUGUGUUGCCGCCCAUCAGGCCUCUAGAAGAGCCCGAGACGUGCGCCAAUCGACCUGAACAUGAACGACCUAACGCAGAGGACUUCAUUCUUGGCAGUGUUCUCCCGGAACGAGUGGAGCAGGUUGUCACUUGGGCAUGCUUCUCUGAUCACAACCAGGCACCUCAUGCCUCCACUGUCCCUGGGGCCUACUCUCCGAGCAGUGUCGUGGGUACGCCCCCUGUUACCGGGUCGACCUCCCUCGACGACAUGGAUCCAGCACGGCUGAACCACCUCCUCGACAACUUCUUCACCUUUGUGCACUGCAAGAACCCAAUCCUCGACGAGCCCCUGACUCGGAGGCUUGUUCGACGAGCGUUCCUUGACGAUGGCAUCGACUGGUCGGCUGGAUCAUGCCUCUCCCUCAUCAUCGCCGCCCUGGGAUGCGUCUCUGCCCCGUUUGGACCUACCCCCGACAUAGCGCCGGGCAAGCCCGCCUACGUGGACGGGCAGGCCUUCUUCCAAGCUUCACAACGACGGAUAGGUACCCUAUUGGCGACGUCGGACAUUGUGGGCGCGCAGUGCCUCUUCCUCUCGGGCGUCUACUGCAUGACCGUCUUCCAGCCCAUCUUUGCGUGGCGGUACUUUGCACAGGCCCUGGCUGCGUGCCAGCAUUUCCCGUUCCUCACGAGGGCCCAGCAACAGACGCACGCGGACGCAGACUUCUCGGCAGAAGAGAUGGACAUGGGAAGUCGGGACACACAUGAGCAAGCCGUCUACUGGUCCGCCUGGAAAUCCGAACAGGAGCUACGCUCAGACUUGUCACUGCCGGACUUUGGCGUCAGUCACUCGGGCAGCACGCUCUAUCCGCCCUUCUUCCCCACGCCGCCGGGUCCCCAGCUUAGUCUGUCGCCUGGGGCCGUGCCCGAACCUCACGAGCAGAGGGCCAGGAAGGCGUGGCUGUUCUACCUGGCGGAGAUCUCGCUGCGCAGGCUCAACAGUAGGUUGUGUAGCGAGAUCCUCACACUGCGCAGCACGUAUCCCUCGACCAUAACCUUCCUCGAGGUUCUCUGUGAUAUGAUACCCGAGUACGAGGCCCAAGCCCAGGAGUGGGCGGCCAGCCUGCCAGAGAUCUUCUCGGUACACGACACCGACGCUGCUGACGACGACGUCUGUCGCUCCGUGCUUCGGUGUCACCUUGUGAAUCUUUUCGAGCUCAUAUACUGGGCCACCACGAUGGCUUGCCUCAAUAUCCCGGGCGAGGGACAACACCAUCUAUCCGAGAGGACGAGGGAGAUGGGUCGUAGAGGGUUGGAAGCACACGUCAAUCGGCUUCGGUCGAACGAGCCUGGACUGGCGCAUCGCCAUCACGGGACCCUUUUUAUGAUCAAGUGUUGUAGCCGCAGCGUUCUGACACUGUUAGCCGCUCACGAAAGGGGGAUGCAGAUGCCUCCCAGAUGGGGGGACGCCGUGUACAAGGGCUUGGGUAUGCUGCAAUAUUGGGCGCCAGAGGUGCCCGAGGUCGUGCCAUGGAAGUCUACUGUCGAAGAGAGCCUGAACAAGUGGGUAAAUGCAGCGUAUUGAAUGAAUGAUCUUGUCCGAGACUCCUAGCCACUGCCAGAGUGUGGGGAUAAUGAUCAGCAUCAAGGGGGGCCUCCUCGGGGAGUAUCGCUCGUAACACUCCAGUCAACAAAGACGAU